This is a messenger RNA of Corythoichthys intestinalis (scribbled pipefish), 2746 nucleotides long. Its product is annotated as P2Y purinoceptor 1. The transcript is spliced from 2 exons. The record is from RefSeq and is a predicted model, not a curated record. NCBI's taxonomy places the organism in Eukaryota, Metazoa, Chordata, Actinopteri, Syngnathiformes, Syngnathidae. Gene Ontology annotation, biological process: G protein-coupled receptor signaling pathway. Gene Ontology annotation, cellular component: membrane. Gene Ontology annotation, molecular function: oxysterol binding; G protein-coupled receptor activity. The coding region runs from base 313 to 1266 and encodes 317 amino acids.
UAGCUGGUUUCACAGAGAGAAAUAACAGGAUAAAAAGCUGUUACUCAAGAAUGUUUACUCACGAGCCAAAUAAUGUACCACAACAGAAGGUUGCUUCUAAAAUCACCUGUAUAUCGCCAGAACACUGUUUCCUGUUCUCAUUGUUCUUUAACGCCUACGGCAAAUUGAAACAGGAAAUUAAAGACACAUUUAAAAAUUGCAGUGAGAAGGUUGAAAAGCAUCAAAACAAGUUUUAAUAGUAACUUGUCUGCAAGUGAAGAAACCAUCACGCAUCUUCUUGAAGGACCACAGCAACUCAUUAUCCAGUCAGCAAUGAGUAACCAGACAGCACCAGAGUGUCUCAUCCCUCCAGCAGAGUACCAGCUCUACUUGUUCCCAGUUGUCUACAUAUUUGCUCUGGUCUUCGGCCUCCCGGGAAACCUUGCUGCCAUCUACGUGUUCAUUUUCAGAGUCACCCCGCGCACCGCCUUCAGUAUUUACAUCAGCAGCCUGGCCCUGGCAGAUGUUGUCAUCCUGUGUACGCUUCCCUUCCGGAUCCAUUACCACCUCAAUGGAAACAACUGGGUGUUUGGCGAUGUCACCUGCCAAAUCACAGGGAUCCUCUUCCACGCCAACAUCUACACUAGCAUUUGCUUCAUGACGUGCAUCUGCUUGGACCGCUACAUGGCCACGGUGCAUCCACACACCUACUUGAAGCUGAGGAGGCCUCGGUACGCUCUGUUCACCAGUAUCGUCCUAUGGGUUGUCGCAGGAGUAGCUGUUGUGGUCUUUAUCCUCAUGGGACCUUUAGAGACUAACGGAGACAAAUCAGGGAGCCACAGCUGCUUUGAGAACUUUGCCGCCCAUGAGUGGAGCUCCCGUCUGUUCCCUUACAGCCUCCUGGUAAUUUUCUGCUCCCUUCUGCCUUCCGCAACCAUCUUGGUUCUCUACUCAAUAGCCGCCAGGCGCAUUUCCAGGAUCCAUACAAAGAUGGCCCAGCGAGCCGUGAGGGUCAUAUACAUCACUCUAGCCAUCACACUGAUUUGCUUCCUGCCCAACCAUGUGGUUUACCUGCUGCACCUGCUUCGCCGCAUGAAAGUCAUCCAGAGUUGCCCGCUAGCAAACGCAAUCUACAACGCAAGGAGGGGCACCAUGGCCCUCGUCAUCCUCAACACAUGCCUGGACCCUUUGCUCUACUACGUCACCACCAGCCACUGCGCUUGCAAACCACCGAGGUCUUGGUUUAGACUUCGGAGGCGUCGAGUUAUUUACACCAUCACGGUGUGAUAAGACGAUGGAUAUUGUACUAGAACCCUAACUUGAUCUUGAUGCUUCCAUCUUUGUGGUAACAGCAAAGCAAGGUCCAUAAAAGGCACGCUUGGAUGAACCGAUGCAAACAGGUUUCACCAGUCCACUCCUAACUCAUCGUGAAUGUUUAUUCUCAAAUCUUACACGUUUUGCUACUGUGACGUUUAUACAUAUUCCAAAUCGUGUAUGUACAAUUGCCUUCGACAGUAGUCUAUGUGCCUCAUAAUGAUAGGUCUCAUUUGUAAUGCACUUUUAAUUGCCAGUAAAAAGUGCUACAGAGUAACAAAACAAAGAUGCAAAAUUAAAGAGUUGCAGGUUAACUCAUUCACUGCCAGCUCAGGCACAUACAGUAUAUAGUAUUCAGAGUAUGUGUAUUGGUUAGUUGUAAAACAUUGUAGUAAAAACACCACUUAAUGGCAACAGACGUCCUAUGCAUCCUCCUAGGCAGCAUGGAGUGAAUGUCUAUCGCCAUCAAACGGCAGCCAAAGAGUUAAUUACCUGUAUUUACUGCAAAUCUACUAUUGCAUCAUGCCAGAGCAGGGCUUAGCUCUAAUGAUGUCGCUGGUGGCACUUUGUUUUCUUACCAAGAAUUAUGAAAUGAUGUACAUAAAUAAUCUAGGCCUGAUGUGGCAUUAUUGUUCAUGGUUUGUCUCUUGUUUGAGCCCACCACUUCUUUCAUUUAAAAAAAAGACAUGAUCGUAUCUAGUCAUUAACUCAAAGGCCAGAUGGGAGGCCUUUUUUCAGUAGGGUUGAAAGGAAGCUCCCCAGAUCUUCAUCCUGGUGGAAUAAAAAUUAGAAUUUAACAGCAAAGCUUUAAAAGAUUAUUGAAGAUUUGAAUCGGUGACUAAAUAUACCGGCGACACAAAAAGGCACAAAUUGAUAUACUUUCUUGGACCUGCCCUGCACACUAUGCCCUUUUAUCCAGUCAAAACAAAAGUUGUCUUUGAAUGAUUUUUUUGAAGCUUAUGCGCAGGUGUUUGCACUGUUUGGUAGAAGGCAUUGCCCUCCACAUUCACAAAGAUCAGCCUUAGAGCUUCUCAGUAUAACCUCCACGUCAAGAGGAAUUACCACUAAAAUCACUAAGAAUGUAUUUUAUAGACCUACAAGUAGGGGUGUAAGUGUACACAAAAAUCUCGGUUCGGUACGUACCUCAGUUUUGAGGUCACGGUUCGGUUCAUUUUCGGUACAGUAAGAAAACAAAAUGCAAAAUAUAAAUGUGCUAGUUUUUUAUUACAUACUUUUGUGCUUUCAACAAUAAGAACAUUAGCCAAUACAAAACUAGAAUUCUGCUCAAAAAGUAGCUGGUAUUUAAAGAUAAUCCAACAACAAUUUGCCUUUCAGACCCCGCGUAUUGGUCAGCUUUCUUUGUGAAAGAAAGAAGAAAAAGGAAGUCCUGUGCUAAAGAGAAAAGCAAUCCCAAUGACAAAGAUUUUAACAUGUAUUUUUCAAAUGAAAUGCC